This is a messenger RNA of Sorex araneus (European shrew), 2873 nucleotides long. It is a transcript of the gene EMC7, whose product is annotated as ER membrane protein complex subunit 7. Gene Ontology annotation, cellular component: EMC complex. Gene Ontology annotation, molecular function: carbohydrate binding. The transcript is spliced from 5 exons. The coding region runs from base 58 to 783 and encodes 241 amino acids. The record is from RefSeq and is a predicted model, not a curated record. NCBI's taxonomy places the organism in Eukaryota, Metazoa, Chordata, Mammalia, Eulipotyphla, Soricidae.
CUGGGAGGAAGGGGCGGGCUUCCGGGGCUGCCGGCCUGACCGCUGAGAGCUGCUGUCAUGGCGGCCGCUCGGUGGGGCUUUUUGGCUGUUCUCCUGCUGCUGCUCUCAGGGGACGCCCACACCUCGGAGGCGCCCGGGGCUACUGCGGACGGGUUGGGAGGGGGUGCGGCCAGCCUGGGGGAUCGUUUCAAGAUCGAAGGGCGUGCUGUUGUUCCCGGGGUGAAGCCCCAGGACUGGAUCUCGGCGGCCCGAGUGCUGGUGGACGGCGAGGAACACGUCGGCUUCCUUAAGACAGAUGGGAGUUUUGUAGUUCAUGAUAUACCUUCUGGAUCUUAUGUAGUAGAAGUUAUUUCUCCAGCAUACAAGUUUGAUCCUGUUCGAGUAGAUAUUACUUCAAAAGGAAAAAUGAGAGCAAGAUAUGUGAAUUACAUCAAAACAUCAGAAGUGGUCAGACUGCCCUAUCCUCUCCAAAUGAAGUCUUCAGGCCCACCUUCUUAUUUUAUUAAAAGGGAAUCCUGGGGCUGGACAGACUUUCUUAUGAACCCAAUGGUUAUGAUGAUGGUCCUUCCAUUAUUGAUAUUUGUGCUUCUGCCCAAAGUAGUCAACACAAGUGAUCCUGAUAUGAGACGGGAAAUGGAACAGUCAAUGAACAUGCUGAAUUCCAACCAUGAAUUGCCUGAUGUUUCUGAGUUCAUGACAAGACUCUUCUCUUCAAAGUCAUCUGGCAAAUCUAGCAGUGGCAGCAGUAAAACUGGCAAAAGUGGAGCUGGUAAAAGGAGGUAGUCAGGUGGUCUGGAGCUGGCAUUUGCACAAACAAGGCAACACUGGAUGGCAUUCAAGUCGAGGAAAAUCGUGUAAAGCAACUACUGUAAACUUGAGUCAUCCUGAAAGUUGAUCUCUUGUAACUGUUGUGUGUGAUAACUCGUUAGCACAUGUUUUAUACUUGGUACACAAGAAAAUCCAGCUCUCGUCCUUUGGUCCUUUGUCUGUAUGAGGUCAAUAUUGUUGUCACUGAAUUAAUUACAGUGUCCUACAGAAAAUGACAUUAAUAAAUUAUAUGAAGUACUAUACGUUAUGUAUAUUAAAAUAAGUCUUAACACAGAGAUAAAACUAUCUUGUCUUUUUUGUGUUUUUUAUUUGACAGUUUUCUGUUUUUUAAACUCUGAGUCUUGAAUUUUACCUUUCCUGAUUAAAGAGAAUUGGUUGAUAUUUUCAGAGCAGCAUGCACCGUGGUUUUCGUAUAUCUAGAUCUUUCAAAAUCAUCAGCCCUUCCCUGCCAUUUAACAUGACCCGUUACUUGAGCGACAAUGACAAUAUUCCUGAGGUAGUUUAAACUUUUUAUGAUUACAGUUAACUAUGAGUAUAAAGAUAGAAAUGACCCUUUUAAGGUUCUGGUUUCUGUGUGGGAUUUCAUUGUUAAGUAUCAGCUCUGUACUAUUCUUCAAGUGAGUGCUACUCUGCCAGUCUUUGAUAGCUUAAUACAGGGAGGAAGUGCAGAGAAUAGCAAUGGCCAGUGGAGAGAAGUGCAACAAUGGGAGAGUUUUCUAGAGCCUAAGUAUAGAAGAUUAAUCCUAGACUUCCAUACAAGGAUAUUGGUAAUACAGCACAGGGAGCUUUUAUUUAUUUUUUAUUUGUAAAAUUUGACUUAUUUUCUAUUUUUGUGUUUGAGCCUCACCCAGAGAUCCUGAGCUGCCACUCCAACAUGUGCUCAGGGGACCAUGCAGUGUCAGGGAUCAAACCCAGGCCUUCUGCAUGCAAUGCAUGUGCACUCCUCAGCCCUAGCACAGAUAACUCAUAAGUGCCCUCAUCUCCUAUUAUUGAUUUUUGAAUUGCUGGACUAUAAAUAAGUACUUUCCACUCAGGAUUACCUCAAAGCUUUUAUUUCAGUAAGUUCUAAAAAAUUUUUUUUAUAUCUCUUGAAUUGUUUUAGCUAGAGAUGAAUUCUGAAGUUACAGUAUUACUAGUGAAAGAAUUACUGUACUGCUUUCUUAAGGUUUUCAAAUCAGCCAAAAAUAAGGAUUAGAUCAGAGAGUACAGGGGUUAAGAUGCAUGUUGCAUUUGGCCGGCCCCAGUUCAGUCCCUGACAUCAGCAAACACAGCUGUGAAUAGCCCCCGAGUACCACUUGAUGUGUCCCCCCAGGUAUCAGAAAAACGGGGACUGAUUCCUAACUUCCUUCUGUAAUAGGUGCUUGCUUAUUUUGAAAUUGUUCAUUUUAUAAUGAGCUAUAUACAUUUGCUUUUAAAAGUUCAUAUGCAGAAAAUUUUAUUAACUAUUUGUAUUUCAUAUCCAGUUGGUGAAGUAAUGAAUGAUUUAAGCUAGGUAGACUGGUUAUUAGUAGAACUAGUUUUUUUUUUUCUAAAGCCAUUUAUUGAGAAUAACUAAAUAUUAUAACAGUUGAAUGGAAGCUAGAUUUCAAGAGACAAAGGUGGGUCACAGUUGUAUGACCAGAAAUACUGAUAAAAUUCAAAAUUUGUCUUGUCAAAAUUUAUACUUGGUGUAAGCAGGAAAGUGGAAAACACUUCCAAGGAAUUACCAUUUUGUUUUCUAAUUAAGAAACAGUAUAUAGAUUCUAAUACUGUCUAAAUAUUUAUGUGUAGGUAUAUAUAUAUCCUUAUAUUACAGAAUAUUAUUGCAUCAUUUGUAUAAAAGAAUCUUUGCAUAGAACCUUCAUGAAAUGCUUAGUGUGCUUACAAAUGCAGAAAAUUGUACCAUUGUUGAUAUGGGGUUUAGUGCAGAGAGCCCCUGGUUAGCUGCUAACUUGCUUUGUGACUGUGGGCAGGUCGCUUUGCCUCAUUGGACCAUGUCUUGUUCAUUGUUCUAUUUACAGCAUUGAGCAUUUAGGCACACAAUAAAUGUUUGUUGAAUGAGUAAA